GGCGUGUUGUCUCCGGAACGGAACGUUCCGUACUUAUAGUUCCGCUCUGUGCCGCACGCCCGCACUGCGCCACUGCCGUGAUUCUCGAUUUAGUCACGUAUCCGUUGGCCGUUGACCGUUGGCUAUGAGUUAUGAGUGAUUUCGUUUAACCUAGCCGUUCGACUGUACGACCGAAGUAUUUUGUUGCCGUUGCUUGCGGAUACUAAAAGUAUAUAAUACCAAACGGCAUCCGUAUUGCCGUGGUAUUAAUAAUUAAUACCAAUUGUGGAGUGAACGCCUAGUGCCUACGUCCCGACCAUUAUUUUGUAAUAUAAUAUAAUCUGGUCUGUUGUGAGCUUUGAUGAUGAAAAUGCAGUAGAAUGUGUACCAAGUUUUUGGUUCAAAAAUAAUACAUGUGCUUGGCCAAACAAAAACUUAAAAAAUUAUAAGAAAGCUAUUGAACAUCGUUACAACCCAAAUGGUCUAGAGUAUGACUAUUUUAAAGCAAGAUUAUUAUCUACAGACAUCGGUACUUUACAUGAAGCUCAAAUUAAGGCUAGACGUGCAGAAGGAACAUCUGAACUGUCUUCCCCCAAUGAUGACAUCAAAACCAGAAAAACAAGACAACGAAAAAUCUUAUCAAGUUCUGAAAAAACAAUAAAGUUUCAAAAUAAAAGCAAGCAUUUAAGUCAGAAAAAAAAAGUCUAUACUUCAAAACUUCCAAGCCCUCCUGUUUUUACAAAUAAUCCUGUAAAAGAUAGUAGUAGUGAUGUAGAAGAUGACUCUGAUAAAGAUAUUACAUAUGUUCCAAAACAAUCUAUUGAUAUAAACUCAGAAGUAGCAAGUUUAAGUUCACCAUCAAAGAAUAGUAAAUUUAUUCAGAAAAAUAUAUAUUCAACAAAUACCACUAAAAGGCGUUUAGACUUCAACUCUGUAAUAAAUUCAUCACCUGGCACUUCUAAACUCAAUGAUUCUAACUCAAUAAUGAAUUCCCCGUUUGCAGGGAAAAUAAAAGUGGUUGGUGAUAACACAUAUUCAACAAAUACCACUAAAAGGCGCUUAGACUUGAACUCUGCAGUAAAUUUGUCACCUGGUACCUCUAAACUCAUUGAUUCUAACUCAAUAAUAAUGAAUUCCCCAUCUGCAGGGAAUUGGAAAGUUAUUGAUGAUAACACAUAUUCAACAAAUACUAGUAAAAGGCGUAUAGAUUUUAAUUCAUUAGGAAGUUCACCAGGUUCUGCUAAUGCUUCUAAUAAAAGACAUUUAGAAAAAUCAACAGAUGAAAAAUUAACUGUACUACUUCGAGCAGUUACAAAUUUGAAGUAUGAAUUAAGAGACUACGGAAUAAAAAUAGACAGAAUUGAAAAUGCCAUAAUGAAUAAUAAUUAUACAAAUAAAAUUAAUGAUGAAAACCACUUUUCUGUGACUAGUGAACAUUUAUACAAUUUUCCAAUGAAAACAGUGGAAGAUUUGAAUAUUUUUGAAGACAAAUUAUUGGAAAACACUUUCAGGCUCAAAAUGAUUAAUUAUCUUUCCAGAUUAGAACAGCCUAAAAUAUCUGAUAUGACAAGACACAUUAUGGCAAAACUUUUUCAUAAUAAUUUACUCUCAUUGUAUUCUUAUGUCGGCCAGAAAAAAAAACUAAUAUUUUCUGUACUUCGUUCAUGUUCAUUGAUAUUUGAUACUAUAAGGAACAUUCCAAAACAUAAAAGUUGUACAGAUAUGGAAAUUGUUGGACCUUUAAAAACAUUUUUAGCAAAUGCCAAAUUUCGUGAACAAAAAAAACAACAAAUUAAUCCAAUAUUGAAGGGAACAACUAACAAUGCUAAAUGUGAUCUGCUCAUCUUACAUUAA
Acyrthosiphon pisum (pea aphid) is the source of this 1833-nucleotide messenger RNA. RefSeq lists its product as uncharacterized. Lineage: Eukaryota; Metazoa; Arthropoda; Insecta; Hemiptera; Aphididae. The record is from RefSeq and is a predicted model, not a curated record. The transcript is spliced from 11 exons. The coding region runs from base 964 to 1833 and encodes 289 amino acids.